AUGAGAACUGACGAAGACAUCGACAAGUUGUAUUUAAAGUCUUUGGGUAAGUCGUUAUUUUUGUAGUUUUAUUUUAGAGGACCGUUUGAAAUCCUUGAAAGAUCCAACUGCAUCAAAAGCGAAGCCUAAGACGUUUUUAUCGGAUUUGGCUCAAGCUCGAGAUCAAAAUUUGUUUGGUUUACUAACUUCUGACACAAAACCCGAGGAACAAGAAGGAAAAGCUGUAGAAAAGUCCUGGAUUCAGCGAAAAGUAGCUCCUCAAACUUGUGAAGUUAAUACGCUGGAAAAGAAGAAGCUAGUCAAGUACGAACAACUUCAGUUUGGCAGUGUAGAUUUUAGUGCUAUAGGUAAGCAAGAUUUUUUUUUGGGGCAAGAAGUAUUAAUAGCUUUUUUCUUUUUAUAUGUACAUUAGGGUAAGAAUCUUAGUAAAAAAGUGAUUUUUAAAUGCAGAAGAAAACCCUUUAUAUGAUGUCUUCAAUAAAGUUUGGUUUAAAAUAGAUAUAUUAGAUAUUUUAUUAUUAAAUUGUUGUUUUAGGAGUAGUAAUCGAACGAGAAGUAGAAGCGGAAAAGAAACAAGUGGAUUCGGAAGCACUUGCUAAUCCUGUGGAAGAAAACGGUGUAAAGAACUUGAGUAUAAACUAG
Molecule: messenger RNA, 642 nt
Organism: Bursaphelenchus okinawaensis
Lineage: Eukaryota; Metazoa; Nematoda; Chromadorea; Rhabditida; Aphelenchoididae
Source: the annotation of a GenBank genome assembly